CAAAACAGAAGUAGGAAAUCUGUAUAGCUCUACAAGAUAUGGUUGACUUCCAGCGAUCAUCAUAUCUCAUCACUAUCCUUCUCUAGGGAUAAAAGGAGUUGGUUGGUGCCCAGUGAUAUUUGGCAGGCCACAUACAAAAAUCUUCAUUUUAAAAGGAUGAUGUAAAUGCUAGCAUUAUUACUCUCACUGGACUUAAAGUAUUUUGCCCUCAUUUGCCCGUAGUGGAUGUGUGUGUCCGGCCUUUUGCCACAUUUUCUUGAAGUCUUCUGCCAGAAGAUGGUUAAAGGAAACAGCAUGGCUUAGGCCCAAGUGCCCACAUUGGCAGAAAUGUUUUUACAAUGACACAAGGUCUCAUUCCAAACUGGUGGUCAGUUUCUGAAGAUGGAGGCCCAUUGUUUACUCAGCAGUUUAAAAAGCCCACUACAUAUGUGUAAAGGAACACAUACAUAACUAUUACUUUACAUAUCUUAAACUUGAGUUCCUUCAUUGGAGCAAAGUCCUACUGAAUCAUCCGGGUUCAAACCCACUCCUAAGGUCUCUUCUUCAACUGCCAAAGAGUUCCAACAGUUAACUGCCUCAACCUCCUUAGAACAGAAUCUAUGGAUAAUGGCCAAGGGGUUUCUUCUACCUUGUUCUCAUUGGAUUUCUUCUUUCUCCUCAAAAACUUAGUUUAUAGCUGUUAAGUUUUUUAAAAAGUAGAACAACUGAAUCUGUGCCUGGACUUUUUCAUCAUCUCUUUCAGAUCGCAAACAGUCCUCAUGCUGUUUGUAAUAGGGAGAUUAAUAUGAAGACUCAGGAAUUUGGUCCAUAGUGUACUUUCUGCACCAGGCGUCCCCAAUUUAACUGUGAGAGCAGUGUGGCUUUUGAGGACAUUGCUGUGUAUUUCACAAAAAGCCAGUGGACUCUGCUAGAGCCGUGUGAGAAGGCUUUAUAUCGGGAUGUCAUGCAAGAAAAUUAUGAAAAUGUGGUUGCUAUAGGACUUUCAGCCGUCAAACCCAGCUUGAUCUCCCACCUUGAGCAAGAGGGAGAUCCCUGGUUUCCAGACCCGCUGGUCAUGGAGCAGAAGGAGAUUCUGCCAGGGUGUAACUCAGAAUUUCCUGAGGUGAUCAUCAAGCUGGAACAAGAAGAGCAGCCAUGGGUGCUAAACUCCCAGACCUUCCCUAUUAUUGACUCAGGAUAUGCUGACAUUGAAAUAAAGCAAGAGCAGGAGGAGGAAGUGCCUGGGGUCCUGGACCACCCAGGAUCUGAGGAAGAUGCAAAUCUUGCUGCUGAUGGGUCAGUGUUCCCUGGUAUAAUAAUAAAAGUCGAAGUAAAAGAGGAGACUUGGCUGCCAGACUUCCAGGCAUCUGAGGAAAAUGCGGCAGUCCCAGCCUUCCACUCAGGCAAUGGAGCUAUGAAAGUGGAAAACUGCCUGCCGUCAGAAAGCGUUGAACAGGAAUUAGGAAUUGUCAGAGGAAGACUCUUCGACUAUCCAAAAAAGGCAGACCUCUCUGUGAACAAAGGCAGAGCAGAGAGGCUCCAAAGAAAUGUCUUAGGCAAGAGAAUGACGAAGGCUUUAUCUUCUGUGGGAGGUGACAUUAACGAACCCAGACUGCAAAAGAUGACACACAAGUUUGGGAGAGUACUUCAGAAAGGAGGGGAAACUUACAAACGCUUAGAUGGGGAGAAAAGGUCUGGUUGGAGAUAUUACCUGAUGACCCACGGAAGAAACCGUAAAGGAGAGAAACUCUAUACCUGCCCGAUCUGUGGGAAAAAGUUCUUGCGGAGAUCGCAUCUUAUUAGGCACAAGAUAAAUCACACAGGGGAGAAACCAUAUAUGUGUUCAGUCUGUGGGAAGAGUUUCAGUCAGAGAUCUCAUCUCAUCAGCCAUAACAGAACCCACACAGGAGAAAAACCAUAUCCAUGCUCCAUUUGUGGCAAAAAUUUGAGCCGUAAAGCACUCCUUAUUAGACAUGAGAGAAUUCAUACGGGAGAAAAACCUUAUAAGUGCUCUGUGUGCAGUAAAAGCUUCUGUCAAAACUCUGGCCUUAUUGCACAUAAGAUUACCCACUCAGGAGAAAAACCACAUGGGUGUUCAGUCUGUGGGAAAAGCUUUAGUCGCAAAGCAAGCCUUAUUAGACAUGAAAGAAUUCAUAUGGGAGAGAAACCAUUUACCUGUCUAGUCUGUGGCAAAAACUUCAGUCAGUGCUCUGGCCUUCUUCAGCAUGAACGAAUUCAUACAGGAGAGAUCCCAUACAAAUGCACAAUCUGUGGGAAAAGCUUCAGUCGCAAAGAUUGCCUUUUGGGACACAGAGGGACUCAUACAGGCGAAAAACCGUAUACCUGCUCUGUCUGUGGGAAAAGCUUCAACUGGAAAAGUUACUUGGCUGUUCAUGAGAGAAGCCAUAGUGAAAUAAAAUCGUAUAUAUGCUCCAUCUGUGGGAAGAGCUUUAACCAAAGAUCAAACCUUCUUAGCCAUGAAAAAACCCACACCCAAGAAAAAACCUAUACAUGUUCCAUUUGUGGCAAGAACUUCAUCCACAAGGUGAGCCUUAUCCGACAUGAACGCGUCCAUACAGGAGAGACGCCCUAUAAAUGUGCCGUCUGCGGGAAAGGCUGCAGUGGGAGAACAAACCUCAUUUCGCACGAAAGAACUCACACAGAAGAAAGACCUUAUACCUGUUCCUUUUGCGAUAAAAGCUUCAAGCAAAGAUCAAACCUCACUAGUCAUGAAAGAAUCCACACCGGAGAAACCCCUUUCACAUGCUCCAUCUGUGGGAAAAGUUUUAGCUGCAAAGCUAAUCUUCUUGGACAUGUGAGAACACAUACUGGGGAGAAACCCUAUUCGUGUUCACUUUGUGGGAAAAGCUUUGGUAAUAAAUCGCAGGUGGCUAUUCAUGAGAGAAUUCACACGGGAGAGAAACCAUAUACCUGUUCGCUGUGCGGGAAGAGUUUCAAGCACAGAACGAGUUAUACCGAACACCAAAAAAUCCACACCCAGGAGAAACCGUACACAUGCUCAGUCUGUGGCAGAAGGUUCAGUCGUAAGGAGCACUUGAUCAUCCAUGGGAGAAUCCACACAGGGGAGAAGCCAUAUUCCUGCUCAGCCUGUGGGAAGAGCUUCAAACAGAAAUCGAGCCUCACUUCGCACGAAAGAAGCCACACCGGAGAGAAGCCGCACGCCUGUUCGGUUUGUGGGAAAAGCUUUAAUCGAAGAUCCAACCUUAUUCACCACGAGAGAAUUCACACGGGAGAAAAACCGCACCCAUGCGCCGUCUGUGGGAAAAGUUUCAGGAGCAAGGCGUACCUGAGGAGGCAUGAAAAAAUUCAUGUCAAAUAAAGACGUGUUUAAAAAUGUCUUAUAUCCAUGUUGUAUGUAGAGUGAAAGCACAGUCAGUAAAGCUGUAUUAAACGAGAAAGGAAUUUUCUAUGAUAUAAACCAUAUGAGUCAUUUAUCUGAACCUUAUAACUGUGGUCAGUAUUUAACCAUGACGGAGAGGAAUAUGCCAGGAAUUUGAACAACAUUACGGGAGUGGCUUUUCCCCCAAACACAGUUAAGAUUAACCAUUAUUUGUCAGGAUUUAAGCAUAAGUUAUUGGAUAAGGUGAAAAAGGUGGUGGCAGCUUCCAAAGCAAAAAUGAAUUAACGUAAGUAAGUAUCUUAUGUUGAGACAAAUUAGAAUAUUUGGGCUUGGACCUUGAUUUUUUUUUUUAUCUUGGUCCUUUGAUAACACUGAAGCCCUUACUCUAAAGGAAAAAACUAAACAUAUAAAGGCUUGUAAGAGAACAGAGAAUGUGUUCAACAGCUCAUUUCAUAUUCUAGAGAUGAAAGGCAUGGAUCGUGACAUAGGCUGAUUUGACAAAUCUUAUUUUAAAAUGUGAGGGUGAAAGUAAGGAAUGCUGAAGCAGCACAGGGUUUUAAGUGACCCAGAAGUGUCCUCCAACGGAAAUGUUACCUGUUGCUUUAAACAAUGUGAGAUUCUUCCACAGAAGUCUUCAAAAGUAUACCUACGCUGCAGCUGUAUACAUACCCUUACAAACUGCAGUGGACCACAAAUAGCCUUUUUUUAAACUGUAAAAUGUCUUCAUGUAUUUACCUUUCUCAUUUGAAAUCCUAGUUUUGACUCCACAUGUUAAUUCCAGAGAACUUUUAACACUGUAAUUAUACCCUGUUCUUUUCUAGAGUGUAUAAAAUAAUGCUUGUUCCUUUUAUUUGGAUGCAGCUUGAGGUUUAUUAUGUAACUUAUUAAAGUGUUGGAGGCCUGUGCCUUCUGUGAUGUGGCUAAUGUGUCAAAUACAAGCUGUUGUUUUUCCCUCCA
Messenger RNA from Pogona vitticeps (central bearded dragon), 4297 nucleotides. The record is from RefSeq and is a predicted model, not a curated record. NCBI's taxonomy places the organism in Eukaryota, Metazoa, Chordata, Lepidosauria, Squamata, Agamidae.